Messenger RNA from Paramacrobiotus metropolitanus, 2495 nucleotides. RefSeq names its product kelch-like protein 3. The record is from RefSeq and is a predicted model, not a curated record. The transcript has 9 exons. The coding region runs from base 936 to 2387 and encodes 483 amino acids. NCBI's taxonomy places the organism in Eukaryota, Metazoa, Tardigrada, Eutardigrada, Parachela, Macrobiotidae. Gene Ontology annotation, molecular function: protein binding.
CGCACAGCGGCUGGUUCCGACGCAUGCUGCUCUCCCCGAUGAAGGAGUCCAGACAGGAUACCAUCCAGCUGCACAGCGUUCCCCAUGACAUUCUGCAGCAGUGAGCAGCGGACAUGUUGGAGAUGGAAGAGAUUGUAAAGGUGUGUAAGGGUUUCCUGCGGGCCAACAUUGACUCCACCAACUGCCUCACCAUCUACCACGGGGCACAGCAGCUAUCCUUCAAUAAUCUGGCAGAGUAGUGUUUUGCCUUUGCACUGGAGCACUUCAACUGCGUCAGCUCGUCGGAGGGAUUUCUGAGCCUGGAUGCGACUGAGGUCACGCAACUGAUCAACUCUGACGAGCUGAACGUGGAGAAGGAGGAGCAGGUGGUUGCGGCAGUUGUGCGCUGGUUGGAUCAUUCUCCUGCUCCACGACUCCAGUACUUAGCGGAGAUGGCGCGACAUCUUCGAGUUGAUUUUUUGACGAACGAUUAUUUGGCUUCCCUCCCCGGCACUCCCGUUGGUCAACUGCUGCACGAGACUAUCAUGCCAAGCUCUGUACGCGAUAGCGCACCGCGCAACAGCUAUGGACCGGUCAUCGGUACUUUCUGGGUCGACAGGUGGCCCCAGAAUCCCACAGCGGGCAUUGCCUGCCGGGAUCCGCUGACUUCCACAAGCUGGAGUUUUUCUUGCUCCCUUCCGCCGAUUCAGAGUAUGAGUGAUGCGACUUUUGUCAUGAAGAACGAUUGCCUGCUCGUCUACGUUGUGGGAAAAACGGGCGGCGGCGAGAGCGCAGUCUGUCACCACCUGCAGGUGUACGAAGUCAAUCUGGAUGAGUGGAUGAUUUUAGCGACGCUUCCCGACCACGAGUACUGCAAGCCGGUCGUCAUUUGUGAUCAGGUGUACCGUGUAUGCGCUGGUUGACGGGAGGGUGUACGCGUACGAGGACGAGCGACAAUGUAUGACCGCCAGAGCACACAUGCCGUUGUUUGUGCGGGACAGUGCGAUUGUGGCGUACGAGGGCCGCUUGUACGUGUUUGGAGGACGUCAAAAGAAGCGGCAGCGGCUAACCAACUCCAUGAUGGCGGCAGUCGUUUACUGCUACAACCCUGCCAGCGACGUCUGGGAGGAGUUGGCGCCAGGGUGCAGUGCCUGCGUGGGCCCCGAUGGACUCAUCUAUGUCGCUGGCGGUCGUACCGAACAAUUUGCCAAGAAUUCAGCGCUGGCCUGUGUGGAGGCAUACGAUGUGCGGACGAACCAGUGGCAGCCGAAACAUUGGUGGACUGUAUUUAUGGCUUCGAGAUUGCCGUGGACGCUGACAACGCUCUUUUCCUGCUGAAGGCAGCGGACAUGCUGGAGAUGGGACAGAUUGUGGAGGCGUGUAAGAGCUUCCUGCGGGCCAACAUCGAUCUGACCAACUGGCUGACUAUCUGGCGCGGGGCCCGGCAGCUGUCCUGUCGGGAUUUGGCGGAGGAAUGUCUGGCAUUUGCACUGGAGCACUUCCACUGUAUAACCCCGUCGGAGGAGUUUCUGGAUAUGGAUGCGGCUGAAAUACAGCAGUUGAUUGGGUCCGACGAGCUGAACGUGGAGAAGGAGGAGCAGGUGGCUGCGGCGGUUGUACGUUGGCUGGAUCGUUCACCCGUAACCCGACUGCCGCACGCGGCGGACGCGUCGCGACAUAUUCGUGCAGGUUUGCUGACGGCCGACUACAUGGCUUCCCUUCCCGACACGUCCACUGGACAACACUUGCACCAGGCUAUCCAAUCGGUCCUUGCUCGCGACAGCGCCUCCACACUGCGGAACUCCUAUGAGCCAAUAAUGGUCUCACUGUGGGAUCACGGAACGGAUAAGCAUCGUACGGCUGGCAUUGCCUAUCUGGAUCCGCGGACGUUUAGAAGCUGGAGCGUGCCGUGCGCGCCUCCACCGAGCCGGUGGCGGCCUGAUGCGAUCUAUGCCGUCAAGAACGGUCGCCUGCUCGUCUACGUUGUGACGAAAAAGGAUGAUACGACCCAGCAACUACACGUGUACGAUGCCGGCGCGGAUCAGUGGACGUAUCUGACGGUGUUUCCCGUUCAACACCCUGCCAUGCCGCUGGCCGUCCUCCACGAGCAGGUGUUCGUGAUGGUGGACGGCCGAAUGUGCGCGUACGAUGAGGGGCUGCAACAAAUGAUUGUCCGCGCGCCAAUGCCGCUGUCCGUCUUCUUACCGUCCAGUGCGAUUGUCUCUUGCGAGAGCCGCAUCUACGUUUUUGGUGGGUAUUGCAGGAAUCGGCAGCUGCUCGGCAACUCCAUGACAGCGGACACCGCUUACUGCUACGAUCCGGCCCGCGACGUCUGGGAGGAGCUGGCACCGAUGCCGACAGCGCGCGCCCGUUGUAGCGCGUGCGUGGGCCCGGAUGGUCUCAUCUAAUUUCUGUACCUUUUGUUGUACUCGGCUAAAGAAAAUAACAGUUCCGUCUGGAUUUAAACUCCAAACGCAGUUUGAUAUCUUCCGCUUGAUAGGCGGCUGUACCAGUCG